Messenger RNA from Podarcis muralis (Common wall lizard), 4000 nucleotides. Its product is annotated as kelch repeat and BTB domain-containing protein 13-like. NCBI's taxonomy places the organism in Eukaryota, Metazoa, Chordata, Lepidosauria, Squamata, Lacertidae. Gene Ontology annotation, molecular function: protein binding. The record is from RefSeq and is a predicted model, not a curated record.
UGUUGUUCUUGUUCUCUUAUUCUAUAAGUUAGAUCCGCAAGAUGCACAUAUUCCAGUAGUUUAAGUUGCCAUUCUAUUUUGGUUGGCACCUCGCUCGUUUUCCAUUUUGGGGCUAACGAAACACAACGUUAGUGUUCUGCACGAUCUCUCCUCUCUCCCGCCGAAAGUCUUCCCCAGCAACUUUCUGACAUCUGUGGCCCCUUCCGCUCCUGGCGAUGGCUCUGGGCACCAACACGACUGCUCUGCUGUAAACACAGACUAAAAAUAGCUCCGGCGCCCGAGCCAAACUCUGUGCCGCAGGCUGUGUGUGCUUUGGGACGGCUGAAGGGGCGCUCUGACCUGCAAAUGAUCCCCUGGCCAUGCCCCAUGGAGGUCUGCGCUCGACCCCUUUGCAGGGGCUGCUUGCUGCUUCCGCCUGGCUGGGUUGGGCCCGCCUCGCCAAGCGGGCGUUCGACUUCCUGGCCGGUGCCCUCUGGGCUUUGUGGGGCCUCAUCGCCUUGUCCUGGAAAAGGCAGGGUGCUCAGGGGCCCCUGCCCGAGCCGUGGGAGAGCUGCCCUGAGCUGAGGGUCUACCGGGGAGGAGAUGGUGAGGCUGAGCUGCUCACGGUCCACACACAGCCCUACAGCUUCCAGGUGGAUCUGGCCCGCCUGGCAAUGGAGAGCGCCUAUUUUGAGGCCCUCUCGAGAUCCCGCAUGCAGGAGGCGUCGGAGAGGCAGCUGGAUCUGAGCCACGUGCCCUCGGGGACCUUCCGCGCCAUCCUGGAGUGGGUCUUUUCCGGGCGUUUCAGCCUAGAAGAGGAAGACCUCUUGCCAGCGGUGCAGACCGCCAGCUACCUGAUGCUCCCGGGGUUUCUGGACCGGUGCUGGGCGGCGCUGAGCCCGCUGCUGAGCCCCCAGAACUGCCUGGCGUACCUGGGUUUUGCGGAGGCUGUGGGAUGCCCUGAGCUGAGGGCACUGGUGUCCGGCUACCUGAGUGCCCACCUGUUGGAGCUGCCAGCCCCUGUCACUGAACGGCUGGACCCCCAACUGCGGGAGGAGCUGGCGCAGCUCCGCUUCAAGGGCCGCCCCAUGCUGUGCGCCCUGCGCAAGGAGAACGUCAGCCUGGCGCCCGGAGUCCCCCUAGAACACCUGCAGGGCCUCUACCACCGCCCUCUGCCCCCUGAGGAGGGGGACUGGCGCUGUGCCACCCGACUGCCCUUCCAGGCCGAGAAGUGGAGCUUCAGCACAGCACAGCUCCUCAACUACCUCUUCGUCAUGGGGGGCUACCGGGAGAAGCGGGGCCCCCGCAGUUUCACCUUUCGUAUGGCGGCCUUCCGCUACAACCCCUUGACGGGAACGUGGAGAUCCACCGCCGCCCCCAAUAAGCGCCGGCGCCACUUCAGCAGCGCUGUGGUGGGGCACCACAUCUAUGCCGUGGGCGGCUGGUUCCUGGACUCGCUCCUGCCCCCGGACAGCAGCACCCGCCUGUACACGGCCGUGGAGCGCUAUGACCCUUGGGCUGACUCCUGGGCCUUCGUCUCCUCCCUCCCCAUGGGCGACUUCUCCUUCGCCGUCUCCCUGUCCCACGACCUGCCCCUCUGCACUGCACAUGGCGGCUGCAUCUAUGCCCUGGGCAGCAUACAACGCACCGGGGAGAAACUUCUGCUGUGCUACGAUGUGGCCGCUGACACGUGGCAGGAGCUCCUUCCGACUCUGACGCGGGCAGACGCUGACCUGCCUGGGCUCUACUUCCUGGGCGGCACGGAGCCCCUCUUCGUGGUGGGGGGCAACGCCCAAGACAACGUGGUCACCUCCUUCUGCCCCAGCACCCGGCAGUGGGGCCCUGCCCGGACCCUGCCCAAGUGCAGCCUGGCCGGACAGGGCCUGGCUUUGGACGGCACCCUCUAUAUGGCCUCUUCUGACUUGGAGGCCCUCUUGGAAGUGGAACUCGGAGUCCCGGACUGCCGCCAGCUGCCCCCGCCACCCUUUCCCCUGUCCUAUGAGGCCAUCUUCCUGCUCCACUUCCCCCCGGAAGGCUGUCGGGAAGAAGAAACAGAGUCCAGGGGACUCCAGGGACAUUGAGUCUCCCGUCUCCCCUCCUCCCUUUUGUCUGUUUGUCUUUUCCCGUCUGUCCAGUGAAAAAAAGACAGUCACGGAACCAAGAAAUUGCACAAAAGAAAUUACCGUGAAAAUCCCUGAAACAAAAAGUAAUUGACUAUGGAAUAACAAAAAUAAAAAAAUAAACUAGAAUUAAACAAAGACUUUACGAGAUGACGGCUACAAAACUUGUUUCACUGAACUAAUCAGUUUCCUCAGAAGAAAAUAAAGAAAUUAAAAGAUUUGAAGUGAUAUCAAACAAGCUCAAGAGAAGGGCUGAAAAUGCUUCCUCGAGUUUACAAAGAAGGUAUGAAAACCUCAAAGACAAGUUUUAAACAUAGCCCUAUUUAAGAGAAUCAAGCAGCAGUGAUAAGAAAUUGAGGUUUGAAGUUUCAAACAAACUCAAAAAACAGGGCAGAAACUCAAACAAGUUUUAAACAGAGCCCUAUGAAGAAAUUGAGGUUUUAAGUUUCAAACAGACUCAAACACAGGGCUGAAGCGCUCUUGACUACUGAUGUUAAAGACUUCAAACCUUAAUUGUUUAUUACUAUUAUUAUUGGAUUCUCUUAAACAGAGCUAUGUUUAAAACUUGUCAUUGAGGUUUUCAUGCCUUUUUUUGUAAAUUCGAGGAAGCAUUUUCAGCCCUGCUCUUGAGCUUGUUUGAUAUCACUUAAAAUCUAAUAAUUUCUUUUCCCGUCUGUCCGGCAGCUCUGGGGUUUGGACCAGUUAUCAGCCAAGAUGGGCCAUUCCUGGGUCAAGCCUUCUUGCUGGGCACCCUCCCCCACCCUCCCUUGCCCUCUCACCCAAAUACCGGCCUCUAUUUAUAGCACCAUGGCUUGCAAAACAGCUGCUGCUGCAAACGAAAAGGGUGGUCUGGCUCCUUCCUCCACUCCCGAUUCUGCACGCACAACACGGAGUGCAUCUCCCCGCUGCCCCAGACCCAAACAGCUACCUGGAGCUUCUCUCCGACCCAGAUCCUCUCCCUAACUCACAACUGCCCAGGGUCCUUCAAAACUUCUCGUUUUUGCUGUGAAGGAGCUGAAGGGUUACGCUUACUACAAAUCAUCACAAAAUUGCAGGGCACAGGGAGGGCACCUAAAUCCCAUCUAGUCCAACCCCCGUGCCUGGAGUGACCUGCUUGUAUUGGAGAAGUGUUGGGGUUCAGUACCCAAUACCCUUUGGGUUCACAGCCUGGGCAGCCCAUAAAAUCCAGAGACCAUCUGCCAGUAAUACGGGAUUAUUUUAUUUGUGGUUUGGUGUGACUAUUAAUUUCACAAAUGAAGCAUAUGGUAGGAAGGUACCUACAUUAUACAAUACUGUCUGGUGCACAUAAGUUAUCCCUCUUCAUUCCUCGCUGUUUCUCCAUUUAAUUUUGAUAUCUGUAACCAAGUUGACAAAAAGAAUGGAUUCUGAAAUGUAUAAUUUUGAAUUGUUACUGGUAUAAACUAUUAUUUGCCUGCUUAACCGUGCUCAGCGUCGGGAAAGCGUGGGAGAACUGAGCAGGAGGAGACAGACUGGAACCGCAGUAGAAAACGGAACGCUUUGAGUUGCAGAACUUUGAAAGAGCUCAGGACUUGCUGCAGACUGUGGGACAGCAAGAACUUUGAAGCAAAAAACCCUCUCUGGGAACAGAGAGAGUCCUACUUGUAACGGGAUAUAAAGCAUAUGUGUAUGCAGCGCGUGCUUGUGUGUGUGUGUGCAGUAAAGAACAACUCUGCUAAACAAAUGUUUUGUGUGGUGAGUUUAAAGCUUCUGUGCUGCACAAACACAGAACACACCCAACAAGAUGGGAAGGCAUGGAGAAGCAGCAAUGCAGGAUGAAGCCAAGCUUACAAUUCUUGGGCUGUUGCUUCAUUUCUCAGGCUGUGAGGUUCUGUUCUUCUCUCUCCAGGGCCGCAAGUUCCUCCAGAAGUUUCUGUUUCUCC